GGCCGGACUGUGCAGGCAGGGAGGAGAGACAGAAUAUUAGUAUUCAGAGCACAGGGAGGGAAAGGAGGAUAGGCAGCGAGAGGGAGGAGCGAGCCGGAAAAACACGAGCAAAGGAGGAAAAUAGAAGAAAAGAUCAGGGGAGACAGGAGGUUGACGGAGGGGAGGGAGAUACCAUAUUGCCCAUUUCUCCCUCUCAGUCUGCUAUCCUGGCUGCGGGGUCGGUGCGUCUUGGGGAGAGGACAGGGAAGAGAGGGGGCUGGACUGAGUGGAAACGGCGCGGAAUGCUCCUUUCCAAGCGUCGCAUCUGACAGAAGCAGGAGCUCGUAAAUCGGAGCAGCUCAGGAAGGAGGAGGACAGUGUUUCUGCGGCGCAGAGGUGAUGCUGGAGAGCUUUGAUGAAGAAUCUUCAGAGGCGUUUCCCCUUCCUCCAGCAGAAGCUAAAUGAGUCAGACUUCAGCUUGUGGUGAAGCGAUAGAGAAAAAUACUCAUCUGCAGGCAUCCAUUUAUGAUCUUGGAACUAUUAGGAAAAUAACAAGCUGAAGGUUUAUGCAUGCACUGCGGGGAUAGCACCCUGUUCCCCAGCCAAAUCCAUUUGCAAGGAAAAUAUCUCAUGCAGAGUGACUCGGCCCUGGCUCGCAAAUUCAGCACGAUGCAGAUCCUCAACAGUUGAGGUCAGCAAAGUGAAAGUGAGAGGGGAGUUGACGGACAUGUCAGUCAGGUCUCUGUGAUCCAGACCAGGACUUCCACCAAGCUUCCCCUGUUCGUCCUCCACCAGCUGCCUCCUAUUCCCACUUCAAGACCUGUAAAAGGUGGAUGGGCCAGCAAAGCUCUUUCCCAGGUGCCGUCCGAUAGGUGAGGGCGGCGUUGGCUGCGCUGUCAUUGGCUGACUGCUGGUGAGAGUGCGAUGCAGAUUGGAGCAUGUCGGGGGACUGGGAAGAAGACCUGUGUAAGAAGGCGCUGAUGUUUGUGGAAGAGCUGUGCCUCAACUCCCCGAAGGGUUACAGCCAGAGUGAACGCUGCCAGGAGUUCAGGUACCUGCUGGGAGGUCGCAGCAGUCGGGUGGACACAGAGAUCUCUGUCAGCCUGCUGUCUGUCAUCGUGACUUUCUGCGGCAUCGUCCUCCUCUCUGUCUCCCUGUUUGUCUCCUGGAAGCUCUGCUGGCUGCCAUGGCGGGACCAGGAGGGCGGCGGUCUGAGUCUGACGUCGGGGUUGCUCCCUGGAUGUGCCGGUGUUGGAAGCCUCGGAGGCACUGGGGGGUCAUCGCUCCUACCACAGGCGCUGCAGAGGAAGGAUGGCCACUCCUCCUCCUCCCUGUACCCCUCACUUGGACAGCAGCACCACCCCCAUUUCUCUGACUUAGUGGGGUUAGAGAGGGGGGAGGUUGGAGGAGUGGUUGGGGGACCACAGGAGACCCAGGAGCACUCGUACCUGGACAUGGACUCCUACCCCAACAAUGCAGGAACUCUGAAACUCAGUCAGACGUCUCCAGAUGUUCCAAACUCAGAAGGUGGAGCUCAACCCCAAAAAGAUCUGCCCAACGCACAUUCGCAGCAGCAGGUUACCCCACGGCCCAAGCCAAUGACUCACCAGCUCUCUAGCCCUGAUUUCCACGGAGAGGAGAAGGAGCAGGUCACCUGCAUUGGGCAGAUCAAGCCGGAGCUCUACAGACCCAAAGGCGACCAGGGCGAAGGCAAACAGGGCGACAACUGCGGCAAGAUCAGCUUCCUCCUGCGUUACGCCUUCAAUACGGAGCAGCUGGUGGUGAAGAUCCUGAAAGCUUUGGACCUGCCGGCGAAGGACGCGAACGGCUUCUCUGACCCGUAUGUGAAGAUUUACCUACUGCCAGACAGGAAGAAGAAGUUCCAGACCAAGGUCCACAGAAAGACUUUGAAUCCAGUUUUCAAUGAGACGUUCCAGUUUGGCGUGCCGCUGAACGAACUACAUUCCAGAAAGCUGCAUUUCUCCGUGUACGACUUCGACCGCUUCUCCCGGCACGACCUGAUCGGCCAGGUCGUGGUCGACAACCUGCUGGACUUCAGCGAGGGGAGCGGGGACAAACCCAUCUGGAGGGACAUCGUGGAGGGCACUGCGGAGAAGGCGGAUCUCGGGGAGCUUAAUUUCUCGCUGUGUUACCUGCCCACAGCAGGCAGGCUCACCGCAACAAUCAUCAAGGCCAACAACCUCAAAGCCAUGGACCUGACUGGUUUCUCAGACCCGUACGUCAAGGCGUCUCUGAUAUGUGACGGGCGAAGGCUAAAAAAGAGGAAGACCUCGAUCAAGAAGAACACGCUGAACCCCACGUACAACGAGGCGCUGGUGUUCGACAUUCCCAACGAAAACAUAGAAAGUGUGUCCAUCAUCAUCGCAGUGAUGGAUUACGACUGCAUCGGUCAUAACGAGGUUAUUGGGAUGUGUCGUGUGGGCAGCGACGCUGACGGUCCCGGGAGGGAGCACUGGGCGGCCAUGCUGGCCAAUCCACGUAAACCAAUAGAGCACUGGCAUCAGCUUGUCGAGGAAAAAGCUAUCGGUACAUUUGUGUCAAAGAGCGCCACAACGCCCACUUCCAAGCCUCAUAUAGUGGUGGACAGUCCCCACUCCGACUGAAAGGGUCAUUAUCAUCUCCACAGCUCCAGACUUUCCUUUUCUUCUUCUCAUCUGUGAAUAAUUCUCUCCAUCAAAGAAGAGAGGUGCAGAGACAUGGCGAGUGUCCAACUGCUAGUGCUGGUUUGCUUCUGCUAAUGAAUACUUUGAGUCCUGCGCUGUCUUUGCCGAUCAAAAGAAAAAAGGGAAGAAAAAGAUGAAAUAACUUCAUCCCUCAUUGGCUACACUUUGAGCGUUUGUCUGCACAAACAACGGCAGACAUUAAACCUAACCUUUGGACUGACGUCUGCUGUAAAUUUGGGAUUCGAGCAAGGAGAUGCACACUCUUUUCUCUCACACACGCAUAAAUACACACACGAGUGGUAGUAUGUGCAUAGAUUAUGUGCUCUUCAGGUUAGUGUCGUGUUUCAUCUUGAAGGGAUGUGAUGUGACAAACUUUUCUCUCGUUAGAAGAAAAAAACGAUAAAAGACAACCAUUGUUGAAUGGUCGUUUUAACCUGGACCAAAGGUUCGUGCCCUUGUACAGACUGCGAAGAAGAAAAUCUAUCUUUUUUUUUUUUUUUUUUUUGCAACAUUGGUGUGCAAUAUUAGGAAAAAUAUCUCCAGUAAGAUUUCAAAGACACAAAGCAUUCAUGAUGGAUUCUCCUGGCCGAUCUGGAUGCUGCUCUGGGGUCUGUGCCCUCCAGUUUCACAGUCCAGGGAGGAAUAAAAAAGAUGAAGCGACUGGUGGUCGUUAUUGAUGUCAGAGGAAACUGAGGACAGACUUUUGGUCUGAGCAUGUUACACAACCUUGAAAUGCGGCCAUCCUUCUUGUCCCAGUCCUCGUUCAUUUUUUUUUAUCAGUCAUUUUUGCGCGGACAUUUAUGUCAAGCAUCCAUCUAUCAGCUCAAUAGAGUUUAUUUAUGUCAUUUUGACCGUCCACUAACAAAAAGAGGGUGUGGGUUUCCUGAAAGGACGCAAUCAGACAUUGAACUCUACGGGACCUGAGAUGUGUUUUUGGAGUCGGACCAGCAUCUGCUCGGAGAUGCACCCCACAGGAAGUGCAUUCACUCUGUUGUUUUUUUCUAUGCUUUGUUCCCUCAGAAGCUCAUUGGUCGGCUUCCGUUCAGUCUCUUGACGAGGCUUUGGAAGAGCACACAUGUCUGUUACUUUAAUAGUGCGUGUUUCUGUGUUUGUUUUGUAUUUGUGUGCCUGUGUGUGUGUGUGUGUGUGUGUGUGUGUGUGUGAGUGUGUGUGCUCACCACCUCCUUCAUCCUGUUUCCGUUUCCCAAAACUCAGCAUCCAUGGACCGAACAGCUUGUCUCGGCGCCAAACGUGUCUUCUGUCUUGUGCAUUUAAAAGAAGGCGUUUAAUCUGUGUGUGUCUGUGUACGUCUGUGUGCGUGUGUAUGUGCGUGUGUGUGGGAGCGUGUGUGUGUGUUCUACUUGUGCCUCAUUGCACUAGCUGGGGAAACACUGUCUUUCAUAGACAUUAGUUUGUAUUGUCUAUGUCGUCUUUAAAAUCAGCUGCCAGUCACCCCCUCCCCUCUCUUCCUGCAGCCUCUGCCUGAUGUAAGUAACUGUGUUGAUUGUGUACUUCUUCAGUAAUUUGUGUAAUGUUUGUCUGUCGGGGGGGUGUCAGAUGGCAUUGUGUUCAAAAUUGAAAAUUACAGAGUGUGUUUCUAAUUACAUUUAGAAAAAAAAGCAGCAAUUGUUUAUUAAUUAUAGAGGGGGGGAGCUAAAAAUAAAGUAGAUACACUAAAAGGAGGUGAAGAGGUAGAGGGAGAAAAAACAGGAGCAAACCUCAGCAAAACACCACAACAACCCUCGUCCUGCUGUUGUUGCCAUUUUCCUCUGAUCUGUUUGCUGGAGAAUCCUUUUUCUGAAUCAGGUUUUCCGAAGGUACUCCAUGUUUUCACUGUUUUGCAAAAGAAGGGAUUAUGGAUCAGCUUGUAUAUAUAGAAAUGGUAUCGAUCUAUUGGCGCAGACGUCUCACGAUUCUCCAUCUUUCUCAGCCCUUCUCGUCUUUGCCCUCUGAGGCCUUGUGAUAGAUUACAAGCUCCCCCUCAGAACCAGCACAGUCCCUCAUUCUCUCCCUGUGAGCCAGCUCACCCUUCUUUCUGUCCGUCUGAUUACUGUCUGAUUACUCAUCCUCUCCUUCUCGCCGCGAGCAAUCCUCACCUGUUCCCUCUGCUCCCAUUCUCUGGCUCACCUAUCCAGAUCCUUCUCUUUGCACCCGCCCUCUCCUGUCCUCUUUCCUUCCAUCUUACUUUUUCUUCUUCUUCCUCCCUCCGUCUUUUCGCUCUCCCUCUUUGCUCUCCUCUCGCCUGUGUGGUCCUGGAUGUGGAAACAUGUUUGCAUGCUUAUAUUAACAUGAAUGAUGUCAACUUGAUGCAAUGAAAAUUCUAUAAGUGAUGCUUUGAGCAAAAUCUGACUUGAUACUAAUACUACUAACGAGGACUCAGUGGAGACCAAACCGUUGACAACAUGGCUGAAAUAACAUUGUUAAUGCUGUAACUGUCUCAAUUGGUAUUCUUUUUAUUUUAUAGAUUCUCCUCUUUUUUAUAUGAUUUAGUCCAGAGGUUUACUUUUUUAUUAGGAAAUGGUGGGAAUCUGAGUGGGGGUUCAGUCAGAACAGCUGUACCAAGUCACGGGAUGCCAGUGAAUGUGUAUGUAAGUGUGGCUGAAGCAAUGAUAAAUGAAAUAAAGCAAAUGUAUCAUCCA
Messenger RNA from Oryzias latipes (Japanese medaka), 5302 nucleotides. RefSeq names its product synaptotagmin III (gene syt3). Gene Ontology annotation, cellular component: exocytic vesicle; plasma membrane. The record is from RefSeq and is a predicted model, not a curated record. Lineage: Eukaryota; Metazoa; Chordata; Actinopteri; Beloniformes; Adrianichthyidae. Gene Ontology annotation, molecular function: phosphatidylserine binding; calcium ion binding; calcium-dependent phospholipid binding. Gene Ontology annotation, biological process: calcium-ion regulated exocytosis.